Molecule: messenger RNA, 1035 nt
Organism: Pedinophyceae sp. YPF-701
Lineage: Eukaryota; Viridiplantae; Chlorophyta; Pedinophyceae
Source: the annotation of a GenBank genome assembly
AUGCCGCCGAGGCGGACGAAUGCGGCCCCCGGGGGCACCCCGCAGAGGCAGCCGCUGGCGCGGCAGGGCAGCGGGCUGCUGCGGCAGGACAGCGCGCUGCUCGGGAUGACGUUCUCUGAGAUUGAGCGUCAAGUGGGGCCGCUGCACGCGUCAAGCGGGGGACUGGGGAGCAUGAACCUGGACGAGUUCCUGUCGUCGAUCACCGAGAUGGACAUGCAGGCGCUGAUGAGCGGCUCGAUGAACCUCGGCAUGACGAAGUUUCCGGACCCAGCGCCAGCGGGCGCAGCUCCCGCGGCGCCCCCGGAGGAGUACCCCCCGCGGCUCACGCGGCAGCGCAGCCUGGCGCGAGCGAACAGUCUCGGCUUGCGGCAGGAGCACGUGGGAAGGACGGUGCAGGACGUUUGGAACGCGGCGCACCCGAAGGGGCCGGUGCCGCUGGAGGAGCAGACGCUGGACGCGUUCCUGCAGGCCACGGACAUCCGCCUGACGCCCGGCGCGGACGGCCUGGCCUCUCCGGGGGCCGGGCCGGCGUUGGCCAGCAUCAACGUCAGCGACCUCGCAGCGCAGCCCAUCUCGCCGCUCGGGGAGGCUGGAGCGGCCGCGGCGACCCCGCGCCCUUCGCGGGCGAAAGCGACGUCGAGCGCGUCGCCGGCGCCGAGCCCACAACCCAAGGAGCGCCAGCGCCAGGCGCGGCAGCGGAAGCGGAAGAACCCGCCCGCAGUCGACGAGAAGGCUCUCAAGGCGCAGAAGCGCGCGAUGAAGAACCGGGAGAGCGCAGCGCGGUCGCGACAGAAGAAGCAGCAGUACAUCGAGUCCUUGGAGGAGAAAAUCAAGGAGCUGGAGGACAAGAACAGGAGGCUGGCGGAGCAGUUGCAGCGCGGCGGAGGUGCAGGCGGGGACGCGGGCGCGGGCGCGGGCGCGGGGGCCGCAGCUGCGCCCGCUGCGAACGGCGGGGCGGCGGACAGCGCGAAGAAGGCCGCGCCGCGGCGCGGGGGGCUGCGGCGCACCACGACACUGCCUGCUGGCAUGGGUUGA